UUUGUGUUUUGUUUUGGAGAUGAAAACGAAAACAGUGAAAACGAUGAGAACUUCAAGUUGAAUUUUGAUUGUUGCUGAUUUAAUGUCUCAAGGUGGAUUUGCGUAAAUGCUGGCAUCAGAGAUUCCAGCAUGGGAAGCCACCGAACAUGGAGGGCUCAAGCAAAGAAGAUGAGAAGGAAAAAAAUUCGCCAAAAAUUAGCUAAGGAAAGGGAUGAAAUUUUGAAGAAAGAACAAGAACGAAAAGAAAAUUCUCCAAAGUAUCAGGCAUGGCUUUCAGAGCAAAGAGCUCUAGAACUUUUUGCUGAAGAAGAAGAAGCCCGUCUGUCAGCUGAAAGAAAUGCUGCUUGGCUGGCUGAAGAGGAACGAGCCGAAAAAGCUUGGAGAGAUCGUCAAGAACGCCUUAAACUGGCUCGUGCUGAAAGAGCAAAGCAAGAGCUUCGUAUAAAGGAAGAAUGGGAAGAGGAGCAACGUAAACUUAAAGAAGCCAAGAAAGAACAGGAGCGUAUAGCAGAAGAGAAACAACAGAAACAGGAGGAGCUGAUGAGGCAAAUAGAAAACUUUAUUAAUAAGGGUGGGGAAAUGCCUCCUGAGGUAAAUGUGGCUUCAUCAUCAAAUCCUGAUAGACCGCCUUGCCCAUUUUUCACCAAGACUGGUGCCUGUAGAUUUAGUGAUAGGUGUUCACGAAAUCAUACAAGACCUGCUAUCAGUAGAGUUUUACUUGUACCUGGUUUCUAUGACCACAUUGGACUACGUCAAAUGAAUCCUGAUGAACUUGAAGCAGCUGAUGAUUGGCUAGAAUAUGAAGAUUCUGAAACAUAUCACCACUUCCUUGAUUUCUAUGAAGACGUGCUUCCAGAAUGGGAACGUGUUGGAAGAAUUUCCCAGUUCAAAGUUUGUUGCAAUUUUGAACCUCACCUCCGAGGCAAUGUGUACAUAGAGUAUGAGAGUGCGCAAGAUGCAGUUAAAGCUUUCAAAAUGUUUCAUGGACGCUUCUAUGGAGGGAAGCAAAUAAAUGUUGAAUUUGUAACGAUUGAUAGUUGGAAAGCUGCCAUUUGUGGUCAGUUUCACAAGAACUGUUGCCCCAAAGGACGGGCUUGCAAUUUUUUACACGUUUUCCGCAACCCACGGAACGCCUUCUAUGCUGCCGACCGCGACCAGCAGGACUGGCGGCGCAAGCAGCAGCGUGAACGUGACCGUGACCUGACACCCUCCUCCCGCAGCCGGCGGUCCCGCGACAGAUCCUGGUCUGGAAGCCCUCCAAACUCCCACCGACGGCGAGAUUGGCGCUGGUCCCCAUCUCCCUCCCCUCCACUGGAACACAGGUCUUCGACAGACUGUGCCAAUAGUGUGCGGUCUCACCGAAGUGACCAGAAAGAUCGCUCUUCAAGAAGGAGUAGUAGGCGAAGAGAGGAUUACAGCAGAGAUAGGAGUAGAGAACGAUUGCGUGCGAAGGUACGCAAGGGUGAAGAAAAAGAUUACAGCCACAAGGGGGAGCAAAAAAGAAUUUCUAAAAGGGACACAGACUACAGAGAGAGAGACUGUUUGGAAAAUGAUGAGAGCCUGUCUCAGGAUUCCUCGUCUGUUGGGGCAAAGGAUAAAUCUCAUGACAAGGCAUCCCAGAAGGAGAACAUGAAAAAUAGUGAAGUUCUUAAUGACAAACUGAAAAAGGGAAGUAAAUCUAGAAGAGAAUCACAUCGCAAAGAAAAAAGAAGAAAAAAGAGAAGCCGUGUUAGGUCAGGUUCUUCAAAUUCCUCAGAUUCCAGGGAAUAAAUAUAAAUGAAAGAUGAAGUUGUUAACAUUUUUGAGUAAAGAAAUAAACUUGCAUUUAAUCAUU
Messenger RNA from Thrips palmi, 1834 nucleotides. Its product is annotated as U2 small nuclear ribonucleoprotein auxiliary factor 35 kDa subunit-related protein 2-like. The record is from RefSeq and is a predicted model, not a curated record. Lineage: Eukaryota; Metazoa; Arthropoda; Insecta; Thysanoptera; Thripidae. The transcript has 10 exons. Gene Ontology annotation, molecular function: pre-mRNA 3'-splice site binding; metal ion binding. Gene Ontology annotation, biological process: mRNA splicing, via spliceosome. Bases 130 to 1770 code for a protein of 546 amino acids. Gene Ontology annotation, cellular component: U2AF complex; spliceosomal complex.